This is a messenger RNA of Labrus mixtus (cuckoo wrasse), 6101 nucleotides long. RefSeq names its product sema domain, immunoglobulin domain (Ig), short basic domain, secreted, (semaphorin) 3E (gene sema3e). The record is from RefSeq and is a predicted model, not a curated record. The transcript is spliced from 17 exons. Gene Ontology annotation, molecular function: chemorepellent activity; semaphorin receptor binding. The coding region runs from base 981 to 3359 and encodes 792 amino acids. Lineage: Eukaryota; Metazoa; Chordata; Actinopteri; Labriformes; Labridae. Gene Ontology annotation, biological process: neural crest cell migration; semaphorin-plexin signaling pathway; axon guidance.
AGAGAGAUCUCAAAGCAAUCUAGAGGAGGGAGCAGGCAAUUUUCAGGCUGAUACACACUCUAUGUUUCCACCACACACACACACACACACACACACACACCACAGCAUGGCAGGUGGCCUCUGCCCAGAUCAGUAGCAUGUGGUUGAAGCCAUCUUAACUGACUCUCUGAGGUUUUUGGAGCUGAGGGUUUUUUGGGAUCCUCCCUGCACUGUUGGAGCGUGAGCAGAGUUAGGAGCUUCACUUUCUUUCCCCCAGUGCAGAGAGACAGCACGCCAGGCACGAGGCUAGCCUACUCCUCCCCUCUCUUCCUCCCCUUUCUCCCACUCUGCCUUUUUUUUUUUUUUUUUUUUCUUGCUUUUUUCCUGGGCUACUGUCCAGAGAAUGACUGGCUCCAGUGGACUUCAGAGGAGGAACACAGCCUGAGGAAACAGUACUACAGGAGCUCCAGCCCUUGCCUCAGCCUGCUGGGACAGAGAGGUUUUACAAAUCAGCACCUCCUUUACCUUUGCGAGAUUUCUUUUUUUUUUGUUCUGUCAUCAGAUCACAAGAGGACUGGAUCUAAGCUGGGCGUACAGACAGAAGGACUGACAUAUGGACAGAGCAGUGGGCACUGCGGCGUGAAUGUAGCAACUGGACUUCUCCUCUCCUCUCCCUGGUUACUACAACCAAAACAAGGAUAAUAGUCAGAUCACCUUCCUGUCCACUGAGGUGGUGGGUGGAUGCAGCAUUCAGCAGACUGCUAUAGGGGGAACGCAGAGACUGUAUAGAAGCUGCAGAAAUACAUCACCACAAAAAAAAAAAAAAAAAAAAAGAUUUUUACCUCCAAGCAGACUUUUGCAGAAUUGUUAUAGUUUGCGAAAAACUUGUGGGGUAAGACAGUGGACUUUUCUUUCUUUUUCAUGGACUUUGCUGACCCUUCUUAAGGGGACUUGCAGGAUUUUCUGUUUUAAAUUAAUGUGAAGCGCUCGUCCCAACUACGAUGGAAGAGUGCUUAAGGACUGUGAAUCUGACGCUGAUGCUGCUGUGUCUCAUCCUGCUGGCUACAGCUCACACAGCUCACAGCAUCUACCCAAGGAUACGACUCUCCCACAAAGAGCUUUCACAGCUGAACAGGACCUGGGUGUUCGAGGGACAGGGAGCAGCAGCUCUUCAGCCUCAGACCAUGCUGCUCGACGAAGGCCACGAGAGGCUUUAUGUCGGCUCUAAAAACGCUCUGUUCUCUCUUAGCCUGGACCGGGUUGACGCGCACCACAGCGAGAUCCAGUGGUCCAGUACAGAAUAUCAGAUCGAGGAAUGUUUGAUGAAGGGGAGGGAAAAGCCGGAGUGUGCUAACUACAUCAAGGUCUUGCAACAGUACAACCAGACUCACUUGCUGGUAUGUGGAACGGGAGCCUUCAACCCGAUCUGUGGAUUUGUCACAGUGGGAAACACACAGCAGGACAGGCACUUUGCUCUGGAAGACAACAGUAUUAUAAGUGGAAGAGGACGCUGUCCAUAUGACCCCAACAGCCCCUGCACAUCAACGCUGUCCAGGGGAGAGCUGUAUAUUGGCUUGUACACUGAUUACUGGGAGAACGAUGGAGCUUUGUGUCGACUUAACAACCAGACCUACACGCGCACUGAAAGAGACGACCGGCAACAACUCAAUGAACCUACAUUUGUGGGCUCAGCAGUUAUUCCUGACAACGAUGACAGGGACGAUGACAAAGUUUACUUCUUCUUCACUGAGCGCGUGGCGGAUCCCGAGGGAGCGAACAAAGCUGUGUAUUCACGCGUUGGCCGAGUCUGUGCGAAUGACCAGGGAGGGCAGAGGAUGCUGGUGAAUAGAUGGAGCUCCUUCCUGAAAACACGACUCAUCUGCUCUGUGGCCGGACCAAACGGCAUCGAUACACACUUUGAUGAGCUGGAGGACGUGUUUGUGCUCAAGAACAAGGAGAAGAAAAACCCGGAAAUAUUUGGCCUAUUCAGUACAACCAGCGCGGUGUUUAAAGGCUAUGCAGUGUGUGUUUAUCACAUGGAGGAUAUCAGAGCUGCCUUUAAUGGUCAGUUCGCCUACCGAGAGCGGCCUGAGCACCACUGGACUCCUUAUGAGGACAGAGUCCCCUACCCUCGACCUGGAUCUUGUGCCAGUAAAGUGAACGGAGGAGGCUUCUCCAGCUCGAAGGAGUUUCCCGAUGAGGUUCUGCGAUUCAUACGCUCUCACCCCGUGAUGUAUCGUCCGGUCUUCCCUCAACACCGCAGACCUGUCUUGCUGCAGACAGAGCCGGGUGGGAGGAAGCUCACCCAGAUCGCCGUGGACAGAGUCCAAGCCCAGGAUGGACAUUACCAUGUUCUCUACAUUGGCACUGAUGACUCCAUGGUGUUGAAAAUUAUCACUAUCUACAACAAAGACACAGACACUAUGGAGGAGGUGCUGCUGGAAGAGCUGCAAGUCUUCAAGGUGCCAGUGCCUAUCAAAGAGAUCAUAAUAUCACCUAAAAGGCAACAGUUGUAUGUGGGGUCAGAGGUGGGUGUGGCCCAGGUCAGACUGCAUCAGUGUGACCUCUACGGCUCUGAAUGUGCUGAUUGCUGUCUGGCCAGAGACCCUUACUGUGCCUGGGAUGGUGUCACCUGCUCCAGAUUCUACCCUGCUGGAGUCUUCACCAAGAGUAGACGUUUCAGGCGGCAGGAUAUUCGCCAUGGCAACGCCGUCCAGCUGUGUAAUGGGCUGCAAAUUGACAAUGAACAAUGGCAGAGAGCAGAGGAGAGGUUUGUUUACGGUGUGGAGAACAACAGCACUUUACUGGAGUGUGUCCCCCGAUCACUUCAAGCCAAGGUCCUCUGGUUCUUACAGAGAGGGGAAGAAAAACACGAGGUUCGAGGUGACGAGCGGGUAAUCGUGACUUCCCACGGGCUGCUGUUUUUGCGAGUGAGAAGCUCUGACGCUGGUGUGUACGUGUGCCAGACCGUCGAACAUGGUUAUGUGCACACAUUAUUACGCACCACUCUGCACGUGCUCAGAGGAGAGAGGGUGGAGUCGGCGAUACACAGAGCGAACGACGGGGAGGGAGAGAAAGCCGCAGCUCUGUGCCAGUCCUUCACUGGCCCUCCUCCCGGCCCCAGCGUCAGCCCCAGGGUCCUCCUGGUCCCCUCCUCGGGCCCGGGCCCCAACUCCAGGCUGUGGUACAAGGAGUUCCUCCAGCUGAUUGGCUACGGGGACGCCCAAAGAGUGGAGGCGUACUGCGAGAGAGUGUGGUGCUCGGAUAAAAAACGCAAAAAGACCAAAAAGAAGUACGCUCCUCCUGCCGGUGAGAAAAGAGGGAAGGGGAGGAGGGAGGAGAACUCCCACCGAGCACCCAGGCACACCUCGGACACCUGAGGAGCACACGCUGACUGCACAUAUACACACAUGCACGCACACAUAAGAGUCUAAAGGUCAGAUUCACUCAGUGUUUGCACCAUGUAAAAAAAAAAAAAAGGUUUCACUUUGCUUUAAAACAAGUGCAGUAACAGUAGAGCAACAGUAGCAGGCUGUCCUGCUAUUAUACCUCCAUUUAUCACUCUCUAGUUAGUAUUUUACAAAGCGGUGUUUUGCCUUUUUUUGUGUGGUGUAAACUGAUUAUCUGGUGCAGACACUGUGUAAGCACUUAAAAUGUCAGUGUCAGCGCAGAGCAGAGCAGAGCAGAGGCCUUAGUAGGAGAUGGACGACUGAUUAAGCGACGUCGCCUCUGAUCUGAAGAGACAGAAUACAACAAAUCAGCUCCUGUGGACUGACCCAGUCUGACUCUGGUGUCAAUCAAAACGCACACACAGAGACAGCUACCCUACACCUCUGCUCCUACUCUCAUUCCUUGACUCAACAUGACAAAAUCUACAUAUAUAUAUAUAUAUAUAAAUAUCUACUAUGAGAGAAUAACAACAUGUUAAAGAAAAGACCCUCCAAGCUCUUUUGGUACUAUAACUUAUUUUCUAUGUCUCUACUUUGAGUUCUGUUGCUGUUUAGAUGUCGUAAACUGGAAAAAGUAGUGCAGUUGUUGUUUUUUUUGUACAGUUAAAAUAAGCCGUGAGCUGUGUGAUACUGCUAACUGUAUAAUGUGGAAACGUAGGGUUACAUUGGCCACAAUGCAUUCAUUUAGAUGUUGCAAUGCCACUAUAAUGGAUUAUAUGAGGCUUCUUUUCAUUAUAUUUGGGCCCUCAAUGGAAAUAAAUGCUACUUUGGAGCUUGUUAAAACAGUUAAGAGUAGAUGAAAAGUGCUCCUUUAAAGGCUUAAAGAGCCCAUAUUAUGCCCUUUUUGGGGUUCCUAUAUUUAAUCUAUGUACCUACUAAAGUAUGUUCACAAUAGCUGAAGUUAUAAAAAAGUGUCUGUUUUCAUGUCCUGCCGCUCCGUGCACCGGCUCGCUUCUGACUCUCUCUCUAAGGCUCUGAAGUGCCCACGUUCAGAGUCCCCACGUGUGCCAAGUCUGAUCUGAUUGGUCGGCCUGUCUGCUCUGCCGUAAUUGGUCAGUCGCUCAGCCACUCUGGCUCCGAGGGCCGGGGAGCAAAAACAUUAGCACCUUAGCACUACUGUGCUACCGCAGGCUACGGCAUAUCGUGGGCGUGCCACAGAAGUUAACGGGCGUGCAACAUGAGCUGCUGGGCUUGCCACAACGAGCCAAUGGGCUUAGAUCAGUGAUAUCACACUGACAAGACAUCACACUGGCAAAUUUUUAUCGAGGGGGGCUAGAACCGAUCGUUACAUGCAGCUAAUGCUACAGCUAACAGGAGGACGUAGGAGAAGCCGCGUUUCCGCGGACUUUGAAUUUUUGCAAAUAGAUGUGUCUAAACAUGCACAGGACAUUUGGAAAACACACUAAAGAGUAUAUAAAACCAGAAAAAGCAGAAUAUGGGCCCUUUAAUAUGCGAUUUUUCACACUUAAAUAUAAUAUAAAUCAAGUAUAUCCUCUGAAAAUAACUCUGUGAGUCAUGACUGUCUACAAUGGGUGUAACACCCGAGUCCCACUGUCUGUGAUGUUUUCAGAGUUUUCAGAGUCCUAUCUUCAGUUUGUUUACAUCGCCGGGACGGCCGGCUGACUCCUCCCCUCGUGUAUAAAAGUUGUUUAAUUGAGGGACUAGAGAAAAGAAGAAUAACAUACUGUACUCACUGCUUAACUGCGUUUCUAGAUCACGCUCAUUUCAGGUAAAUUUACAUGCAGUGUGAAGAUACGAGCACAAUAAAGAUCGCUAGCAUUAGCAUGCUAACACAACAAUGCACCGCGAGUUGUUUUGGUUUCAUGCUGGUGCUCAAGGGCGACAUCUGCUGGAUCAAAAAAAAUCGCAUAUAAAGCCUUUAAGAUGUUGCAAUGCCACUAUAAUGGAUUAUAUGAGUCUUGUUUUCAUUAUAUUUGGGCCCUCAAUGGAAAUAAAUGCUACUUUGGAGCUUGUUAAAACAGUUAAGAGUCGAUGAAAAGUGCUCCUUUAAGUGGUUAUUGUUGUCAUUGUAAGUGUCUACAUUUACAUACAGUUGUGAUCAAACGUACCAGCAGUGUUGUGUGUAAUGUAUAUUUUAUUUAUGUAAAAGUGAGGGUGGUCGUUUGAUGCCAAUAUGGAAAAUAUAACUGUCUUUUCAAAAAAGUGACUUGUCUCUGAUGUCCCCCCCCCACCCCAUUUCCCCUCUUUCCUGUCUCCUCUCUCUCUCUCGCUUCCUCUGUUUCUCACCCUUAAUUUAUCUCCCUUCUGUUCGACUGUAACAAUGUUCGCAAAUGGACUUUAUAAUUAACAUCACACGCAGCACAUUUCCUUCAGAUGAAAAGGAGGAAGAGAUGUUGGGUCGACCAUCCGAGCGUGUCGUCAGCAAAACAAACAAUGAGCAUCCAGCUGAGAUCACAACAGAGCGAGAGAUGUUCUUCUUCAUCCAUACUGUGCCUUAUUUAACCACUAAGUCAAAAUGUAUAGUUUUGACUUUUGCUGUCUUUUGCUGAAUCAUAAUGUGAGAAUAACAAACAAACAAACAAACAUAAAUAAUGGUCUCUGCCGCUCAUCACUCUCCUUGAAUAUCCUCCAACUAAGCUUAAGAUUGAGAAUGUUGUGUCUGCUAUACCCUUUAUAAAUAACUGCCAUUAAAAAAAAGAUGGGCCAUCUUUC